Messenger RNA from Malus domestica (apple), 488 nucleotides. The record is from RefSeq and is a predicted model, not a curated record. Lineage: Eukaryota; Viridiplantae; Streptophyta; Magnoliopsida; Rosales; Rosaceae.
UCUACUAUGCGACUCUUGUAUUCAUGUACCAGAAGCAUGUCGAUACUGGUCUCCUAUGUUAUCUGCAAUCAGAUCAGACACAGGGAAUUAUGGCUAGAAGAUCUGACCUGGUUGGUCUAAUCAUGCAACGUAAUGAACUUGCAAAUGAUAUCCUCAAGGGGUCACGAACACAACUACUGCCCCCAAUGUUACGGUGUCAGCAUUUGCGGAAGUUGUCGCCAUCUAAAUGUUUGUACUGUCUAUCACAAGGCCUCUGAAGAAAUUGACUGAUGGAGAACCUUAGUUCUACUUUAUGUUUCAAUGCAACCCUUCUUCAACAAAAGAUGUAGAUUGCACACUGAGAUGUGGUGAUUUUGUGGCGCUUCCUGUAAACUGUCACUGCCUAACAAUAUUUCAACAAAAAGGAAAAUCAAAGCCUCUUCUGCCCUAAUGCCUUCCCUCCCACAAUCACUGGAGGUUUGAAUUCUUUUUCUUUCCUGGAUGGAAUU